CAUUCGUGCUUGGAUUCUAAACAACCCUUUGUUCUGCCGCACCCGCUAAUAGUGAACUUAAAUUCUGCAAAGUUUCGUAGUGUGCCUGGCGUUGCUCGAAAAGUAAUCCUAUCAUCUGUUGCGUCCUUUUCAUCAAGUUAGUUAUAUCCGACACUUCCACGGUCAAUCAUGCACUGCUCUUGGAUCAUGUUACAUGGGGCGUUCUAGUGAGGCCCGAGGAGAAAAAAGUUUUCGAGGGUAGACGGUGAACAUGAAGAGGAAAAGAGGGUUUAGUAGCCUUUAUGCGAAUGGCGGGCUUCUGUAUGGUCAAAUUAAUAAAUGGCGUCAUAAAUCUUAACUGAUACUGCGGCAUCUUAAUAGAUAAGGUUAAAUACCAUAUGGUCAAUGCCGGAUGAUUUAGAGUGAAUUUGACUUCAUCCUGUGUACCAACCACCGAUUUUGUUGAUGGCCCUCCACAUCACUUUCCCUAACUCUGCAGUCAGCUUAGUGAGUCUGCCUAUGUACCUUUCUGUUGUUUAUUGGUUCUUUGGCUGAAUCUGCAAGUCUAGUCUGCUCAUGCACACGCAAUGUUUUUUUUUUGGUAAGGAUGUACACGCAAUGUUCAUUUACCUAAAAUUUGGAAAUUGACCAUGUUUCUGCAAUUUUUGUCACCUGGUUCUUGUUUGUCUGGAAGAUUGGCAUUGGUUUCUGAAGGAUACUUCUAUAACCUGGAAUAUAGAGUCUUUGAGCCUGAAACAACCGAUUGAUAACUGUUUGUAACUUCGUCCGAUGAGGCUUUGGUUAGGUAAUUUACAGUACAUAAGCAGGCAGAGCACAAAGAUCCCCAGCUCAAAAUCUAUUGCCUCAAGAAAUUUACUUCAUUCUAAAGAAGAGAGCACAGCUGCGAACUGUUGCAUUUCCGCACUGUCCGUCUUCAUCCAAUAGAUGGAAAUAGAGCCAAGAAGCUUCAAGUGGCACAAUGGAAGAAAAUCAGGUUUUCAACUCCAGUCAGUGAGAUGUAGCGCAUGUUGGGAGGUUGCAGUACCUUCUAGUGCUGAAUUGGUAUCAUCAAGUUCAGCCACUCUGGCAGACCUAUUCAAUUCUCAUGACGCCGUUAGAAAUUUUAAGCUUGAUGUUCCACAAUUUGCCACAGAUACCCUAAAUGGAUUAGUUAUCGCAGAUCUGGACCCUGCAACAGCGAAGCUAGCGAUUGGGAUCCUGGGUCCAUUUCUCUCGGCUUUUGCUUUCCUUUUUGUUGUGAGAAUAGUAAUGUCAUGGUACCCGAAACUUCCUGUUGGGAAGUUCCCUUAUGUAAUUGCUUAUGCUCCUACGGAACCACUUCUCAUACCAACAAGGAAGCUGAUCCCUCCCCUCGGUGGUGUUGACGUGACUCCAGUUGUUUGGUUUGGACUGGUCAGCUUUCUGAAUGAAAUACUAGUGGGUCCACAAGGACUUCUUGUCCUUCUGUCUCAGCAAGUCGGCUGAUAAAAUUUUGUACUAUGAACGUAUAUGAUAAUAGAUGAAUUCUUUGUUCA
This is a messenger RNA of Syzygium oleosum, 1514 nucleotides long. Its product is annotated as protein COFACTOR ASSEMBLY OF COMPLEX C SUBUNIT B CCB3, chloroplastic. The transcript is spliced from 2 exons. NCBI's taxonomy places the organism in Eukaryota, Viridiplantae, Streptophyta, Magnoliopsida, Myrtales, Myrtaceae. Bases 925 to 1464 code for a protein of 179 amino acids. The record is from RefSeq and is a predicted model, not a curated record. Gene Ontology annotation, cellular component: chloroplast thylakoid membrane.